AUCAUCUAAAUUAAUAACAAUGGCGGUAAUAAAACUCUGCGAUGUGAGAUUUGUCUGAGUACAUAUGGUCUGUGUGUAAACGUUGACGGAGAGACAAUGGCGGGACUACUAAUCUGUAUAAUGGCGAUCUGUCCGUCUUUGAUAUACGGGUACCUGGGAAUUACUUAUAACUUGAAAGACUGCAAUGAAGUUCCCCCGGUCCAGUUCUGCGGUCGAGCCGCCCGGCAAAUCCCACCGAUUGUGCUCUACUUUUACCAUGCUACUUCCGGGAAAUGUGAACCGUUCUUGUGGUCGGACUGUCCCGAUUCCCACUCCAACAAUGUGUUCCCGACAAAGGAGCAGUGUCAGGACAUCUGUAAGGACCCCCUCACAGUGAUGAACCCCGGGGACGAGGACUAACGCGGGGUAGAGGCACCGCCCAGCACUACCUGGCCAUGUACACCAUAAAGCAAUAAAUUCAUACAUUUUUGUCA
Molecule: messenger RNA, 473 nt
Organism: Magallana angulata
Lineage: Eukaryota; Metazoa; Mollusca; Bivalvia; Ostreida; Ostreidae
Exons: 2
Coding region: 97-399 (100 amino acids)
Molecular function (GO): serine-type endopeptidase inhibitor activity
Source: RefSeq, a predicted model, not a curated record